Molecule: messenger RNA, 3732 nt
Organism: Armigeres subalbatus
Lineage: Eukaryota; Metazoa; Arthropoda; Insecta; Diptera; Culicidae
Product: eukaryotic translation initiation factor 4B-like
Exons: 5
Coding region: 138-1898 (586 amino acids)
Molecular function (GO): RNA binding
Source: RefSeq, a predicted model, not a curated record
AUCUGUCAUCGGAGGUAACAAAAACCAUGCCAUCUCUCUCUACCUACCAGCGCAGGUCCACCCGCAGUCGGCUAGUCGAGUGAAAAGAGAAAAAGCUCGCCCUUUCAUUACAGUUUCAGUGAACGAAGUUUACCAUUAUGGCUACGUCGUCAGGCAAAAAAGGGAAGAAGACUUCCAAAAAGAACAAGCUCUCGCUCGGAGAGUUUCUCACCGAUGGCAAUGCGAUCGCUGUGUCGCAGGUGCAGGUUGCCGUGCCGAUCAAGCUGGCCAGCUGGGCCGACGAGUGCGACGACGACGACGAUGAUCGCCCAACUCGCACCCAGAUGAUUGCCCUGCCUACGGCACCGCGCGCCACCCGCUUGCUGAACGAUGACACCGUUCCGCACAACCCGCCGUUCCAGGCGUACAUUUCCAACCUGCCGUAUGAUUUGACCGAUGGCGAUGUGUACGACUUCUUCGACGGUAUGGAAAUAUCUUCGCUGCGUUUACCGACGCGAGAUGAUGGCGAACCGGGACGUCUCCGAGGGUACGGCUACGUCGAGUUCUCCAACCGACAAGAUCUGAUCGAUGCGCUGUCCAUCACCGAACCGAUCAUCCACAACCGUCGCAUUCGGAUCGACUUGUCUAGCGAUAGUGACCGCGGAAGGCAGCAGCGCAACCGCUACGAUAAUUACGGUGGUGAUUCAGAUCGUCCCAUGGGUAACUGGCGUGACGGGCCCCGAUCAGACCGCGAUCAAGGCCAGAGAAGGCAGUACAACAAUAACUACAACCGCGAUCGUGACGACCGAGAACGCUACCCAACGGACGGUGGUUCAGGUGGAAACUGGCGAUCUGGGGACCGCCCCGUACAACCCCCUCCACAAUCGCCGCCUUCUAGCCGGAGGGGCUACGACCGCGGAGAUCGCGGUGAUCGUGGCUACCGACGUGGUGACGAUUAUUCAGGCGAUCGUGGCGGCCGCCGCGAUCGAGAUGCCGAUCCCCCGAUGGAAAGGCCAAAGCUCGUCCUGCAGCCUCGCACUUUGCCGCUACCGGAAAAACCCAAACCAGACCCUGAACUAGCAGACUCGGAAGAAAGGGAUUCCAGUAGGGAUCGCAAGUACGAUUCAGAAGCUUCCGAAAACAAAGAGAACGAAGAUCAAAAACCAACCCGCCCCAAACCUACCCCAGUUCCAGCCGCAAACAUAUUUGGUGCAGCCAAACCGGUGGACACUGCAGCUCGGCUGAAGGAGAUCGAAGAACGAUUGGCCGAAAAGCAGCGCCUGGAGAGGGAAGAACGAGAACGGAAGAGGGCUGCUGCUGCCGAAGCCGCGUCUGCCGCUGCAUCGUCCGCCGACGAAGAUGGCAAAGAAAAAUCCGAUCCCAGCAAAGAGGAAUCAACAGAAGAACAUUCCGAAGAAAACUCGCAAGCGGAACCGCGAAAAACCGAGGAACCCAUAAACUGGCGGGUGCGUUCCGAUGACAACAAAGAUGGCGAAAGGCGCCGGCAAUCACCCCAGCGGAGGUUCAGCCCGUCAAGAAAUUACAACAAAAGACCCGAUGACUAUCCAGACAAUUGGGACAACCGGGAUCGGGGAAUGAACCGGGAUAAUCGCAACAUGAGAGACAACAGACGUGAAUACAAUAGACCAGGCGAUCGUGACCGUGAGCGUGGCUACCGGGGAGACCGUGACCGGGACAUGAACCGCGGAGGCGGUAGCGUCGGCGGCGGUGGCAGCCGGGACAUGCGAGAUGACCGUGACAACCGUGAACGGCGGGACAAUACGCGACAGUACGACCAGCGGGAUCGGGACCAGAAACCGAUCGAAGAGCGUAUGCCAAAACUCCAGGAAACUACCGGACCCAAUCUAUCGAUGAAGAAUACGUUCGAGGGAUUGUCGGCGGAUGAGGUCGACGAUUAAACCAGCUGUAAAUUUUGUGCGUGCGUUCCAAUCUCAAAUCUAGUAAAACAAAAGAAGCAAACGGAAGGUAGUGUCCCGUUCCGGUGAGUGGAACGGGUUCGGUGUUAACAAGAAGAAACAAAGAACACAGGACGAAAACAACUAAACUGGUAGUAUUCUAAUACGAGCGGAAAAGAAGGUGCUGUGCAGAAACCAUUAUCGAUUGGAACCAAUAACAGUUUGAUUCAGACCGGACAAAGACGACGCCAGCAGUGAUUAAUAUAUAUAUCAACAAAAAAAAAGCACGGGGACGACAUCGACGGAGAGCGAGACGCAUACACACUCACAGACUAUAGCGAACCGUUGGCCGCAUUGACUGAACUGAAGGUAGGAUUGGUUACUUUACUGUAGUGCUUAGAGUGCUAGAGUUUACCGACUAAGAUACAGAUGCUGCCACUGGCCAGAAGCUGACAGGGCGAUGAAAGUGCUGCUCUACGGGGUGCAGGGAGUUGAUUCGGGGCGGCACUUUCAUCGCCCGGCCAAUUUCCGCCAACCGUGUUUAGAGGGAAGGGAGAACAGUGGGAAGGGGGUCGGGUUAGAAGACGAAGGUUUGUAAAAUAUUCUAUUCAUUGUGUAAUUUAUUGUAUGUGUACCAAUAAUGAAAAAAAAAGCUAGACGGUAUUUUCCAUAAUCAUGAAAGAAGCGGCAGAAUGACACGAGCUGAUGGAUUUGUCUGUAUGUGCGUGAUAGAUGUGUACCAUAUAGACUUUUGUUUUUAGGGAAAAGUAGCUGUCUUGGAAUUGGAUUUUCCAUUGCAUAAGAGAUUUUGAGCAGAACAGUCACAGACGGGAGACAGCAAUCGCAUUUUUUUUUUUUGAUAAGACAAUUUUACAAUCACAAUCUCAGACAUACAACCAUUCAUUGCAGCAGCGUGCAAACUCAAAUACUCGUUCAUUAUCCAAAAAUGAUUGAUAUAUUUGCUGUAAAUCUUACUGUACUACGUCUGCCGGUGAGGACAUCUCGAUCCUAGAAAUCCCACAUUCAAACCUUCGACUGUUUUGUGUUUAAAAGUUUUCCGUUUUUGGUUUCCGUCGUUAAUAGUCGUCGGUGUGUGCGUCUCGUCGAAAUAAGUUAGAAUACGAUGAGUGUGACCAUUAAUUCAUAGAAGAAAGUGUGUUGAUUCGAAAUGCUGAAGAAAUUAUUCCAAAAUGUGCUGAUUGAAUGUUUAUUUUGUUCCGGCAAUGAUUUCCCCUUGUUUGUUUCCUGAAUUGUUUUUUUUACAUAUAUAAAUAGAAAUGUAUAACAUUUACUUAUUUGUGUUUUACUCUUUUAAAACUGCAAAAAUGCUUAUACGACCCACAAUUGUUGCGGGAUGGAAAUAGCUUAAUUGUCAUAUACAAAAUCGCUGAAAUUAUGAUGCGCUAUCGAUUGUUAAGAUUAGGUAGCCUAAAUCUAUGCAAACUUGUCUACAGUCGCCUUCUUUUGCAUAAAAUAUACAAUUUAUACACAAACAUACCCAAACCAUAUGAACAGGCAAAGUUUCUUUAUAUUAACGCAAGGAUGCUUGUGCUCAUAGAUAAUCACGGAAAGAUAUAAUAAACAAUAAUAGUUAAUUUACAUGUUUUAUAAAUGCAUGGAAACUGUCAAAACCGUAGGAAUGUCCGCCGCUGUUUUUUCGUAUAUUAGUUAUCUAUUGAUGCUGAUUUUAUCCGUUUUUCGGGAGGCGUAGAAUGGAAAUAUUUAAGUUCUUAUACUACUAUUAAUUAUCCAAUAUAUGUAGACUACCACACAUGGAAAGAAAGAAUUAAAACUGGAAAAUGGUAAUUUCAGAAUACAGCAUAUACAACUAAGAAAA